Molecule: messenger RNA, 2119 nt
Organism: Apis cerana (Asiatic honeybee)
Lineage: Eukaryota; Metazoa; Arthropoda; Insecta; Hymenoptera; Apidae
Product: histone-arginine methyltransferase METTL23
Cellular component (GO): nucleus; cytoplasm
Source: RefSeq, a predicted model, not a curated record
UAUAUUUAUAUUUUCUAUUAUAUACUGCGAAUCGACAACUCUGGACAAAAUAGUGAUUAUAUUUUUAACUUUGAUUUUAUUUGUAGACAAAGAAAAUUUUAAGUUUAUGAUCUCUAGUGACAACUUUAUAAUUACAAUCAGAAUGAAUAGAUAUUAGUGUAAACGGCUUGAUAAUUAGUCAUGCCAGGUUUAGAAGAAAGUAUUCCACGCGAUACAAGUCCACCUACGCACAGCCUAAUGUCCGAUGGAAUCGUUUCCGAGCAAAUAAAAAAAUUUUUGUUUACUUCUCGUAAAACUCAAGAUAACGUACAGUGUAACGAAAGUUUAGAGAUUUAUAUUCCGGAGUUACUUCAAGCUAAUUAUAGUUUCUAUACAUGGCCUUCAGCACCUGUAUUAGCUUGGUUUCUUUGGGAACAUAAAGAAGAACUUAUUGGGAAAAGAGUAUUGGAACUUGGUUCAGGUACAGCUCUUCCUGGAAUUUUAGCUAGUAAAUGUGGUGCAAUAGUAACUUUAAGUGAUUCUGCUAAUUUUCCUAGAAGUCUACAACAUAUAAGAAGAAGUUGUGAAUUAAAUGGUAUUUUAUCUCAAGUUCAAAUUGUUGGUAUUACAUGGGGUUUAUUUUUGUCUAGUUUAUUUUCAAUUGGACCAUUAGAUUUAAUUCUUGGUUCUGAUUGUUUUUAUGAACCAGCAUUAUUUGAAGAUAUAGUUGUUACAGUGGCAUUCUUAUUAGAAAGAAAUCCAAAUGCAAAAUUUUUAUGUACUUAUCAAGAAAGAAGUGCAGAUUGGACAAUAGAACAUCUAUUAAAUAAAUGGAAUCUUACCUGCACUCAUAUAUCAUUAGCUGGACUUGGCACAGAUUCUGAUAUAAAUAUACAUGAAUUAAUGCAAGAUCAUACAAUUCAUUUAUUAAGUAUACAACGUGCAGCUUAAAUAUUUUUUGCCAUGAUUAAUCGAUAUUUAAUUUUUAUACAUAAUAUUCCAUGGACAAUUUCUCGUUACGAACUUGAAAAAUACUUUUCAACAUUUGCUAAAAUAAAGAAUACAAAAAUUAUAUUUGAUAAAAAUGGCUUAAGUACAGGUCAUGGAUUUAUAGAAUUUUAUAGUAAAUUAGAAAUGAAUAAUAUACUUCGUAAAAAUCAUAUUUUAGAGGGCGAGUUAUUACAUAUUACAGAAGUAACUAAAUAUUUAUUUGAAAGAUAUAUUAAACAGUUUGAAAAUACAAGAUAGAUAAAAUAAUAAAUAAAACAGCAUAAGUUAUAGCAUAAAUUUAAUUAUUAAUCAUUAUUAAUAUAUCAAAAUAUACAUCAAAAUGAGUCUUGAAAAAACAUUCAAUAAAGCAACGCAUUAUUUACAGUUAUUGGCUUCAGAAUUAAAUUCUACAGAACUUUUAAAAUUUUAUGCUUUAUACAAGCAAGCUACAAUUGGGCCUUGUAAUAUUUCAAAACCUAAUUGGUAUCAAAUGCAAGCAAGACAAAAAUGGGAAGCAUGGAAAAGUCUUAAUGACAUGAGUUGUGAUGAUGCUAUGAAUAAUUAUAUACAAGAAUUAACUAAACUUAAUCCUAAUUGGGAAGAAAAUGUACAAUGUGAAUCUAGUAAUUGGGUUGCUAUUAGUCGGUUUAUAAAUAUGGAAGAUGAAAUAAAUGAUGUGGAUAAAACUUUUUUGGACUGGAUAAAAGAAGGACAAAUAGAAAAAGUACAAGAAUUAUUGGACAAAGAACCAAAUCUUAUAAAUAUAAUGGAUUCAGAAGGUUUAUUACCCAUUCAUUGGGCUGCAGAUAGAGGACAUUUGAAAAUUAUAGAACAAUUAAUUAAAAAAGGAGCUAGUAUAAAUUCACAAGAUGAAGAUGGACAAACACCAUUGCAUUAUGCAGCAUCAUGUGGACAUCUUGAUGUUGUAAAAUAUUUAAUUUCUAUUGGAGCUGAAUCUAUAAAAGAUAAUAAUGGUAUGAUACCAAAAGAUAUUGCUGAUGAACAUUUAAGAAGUAUAUUAUAAUUAAUAUUAAUAUAUCUAAUUAUAUAUCUAAAAUAUAUCUAAUAUAUUAAUAUAAUUAUAUCUAAUAUAUCAAUUAUGUAAUAGCUAAGUUUAUUAAUAUAUAUUAAUAAAUUGAAUUAAUGAUUU